AGUUGAAUAAAAGUUUACCUUGUAGCAGCGGCAGCGGUGGACUGUAGCUUCCUGAUUGUGCGCCACGCCCCCGUCACGUGAUCAAACCCGAGGACAGCUGUCACAAACAAACAUGAUGGACUUUUGUGGUUGGAAUAAAUGUGGUAGGCUAAUAUUGUGUUAUAUUUAAGUUGUUUGUAAUUAUUUAAGUGUAUAUUUUUUGUAAUUAUGCUGAUUUGAUUGGAAAGCAUUUUGGUCACGCUGGCCUGAGCAAUGGGCUCUAUUCAUUCGGAUUGAUUAAAGGCCCUGGACAUUCAUAAGGCCUAUUUGCAAUAAAUUGUGAUUUACUGUAGAAAAUCUCAGGCACCACAAACAUCCUCAAGGUGACAGACCAUUAGAAAAGUUAUAUAGCGCACCUUUAACAUGUACUGAAGUAAAACAUUCUGAUCAAUGCUUCAGUGACCCGGGACUUGGACCCUAUGAACCUGUUUCAUAAUUCCACGUGGAAGAGCUCAGUCUCAUAUCGGACUAUUGGCUUAUGUCUGUCUGCACAUUCUCAUCAAUACCUCAAGUGUCCUCACAAAGCUGUAUUUGAUAAUAUUCUACUUAUUUUGUACAACAAAAGUAAGCUCGUUAUGGGUUCAUUAGAGUAAUUGCUAAGGAUGGCUUAUCUCUCUGUAUUGAUUUGUGGUUAUGAGUUUUGUGUAUCUAAGAAAAGUACACAACGUUAUCUGGAGCUAAAGAUCACUUGGGCUGUUGUGGAUGGGUCAGUGUGUGGGAGGAGAGUGGUACUUAAGUCCAGUUGUGGUGCCUGUCCUCUGGGUCUUGUGUACCUGGGUCCUCUCUCAGAACCAUGCGGUCUCUGGUCAUCUGCCUGGUCCUUGCUGCCUCCUGCUGCCUCUCCAGGGCUGGGGUGAUCCUGGACAAUGGCGCUCCGGUGAUGUGGGCACAUGCCACAGGACAGCUCACGGAUUUACCCAUCACGGAUGGAGUGUUGACCCCUGACCCCUGGCACUAUCUGCAUCGAAUGAGCUUCUACCGUCUCCUCAUUGCCGCCACUGACCCCUACAUGAGCUCCAUGGGUCCUGGGGAAAACCAGAGCCCAAUCUGGGGUCUGCCCCUUCAACUAGGGUGGAUGCUCACCUCAGGUCGUCUGGCUGACCCCACCGGUCUCACCGUGUGUGGAAGUCAGGGUGGAGACACAGCUGAUAUGUGCAUCUCCCCCAACAGCUGGUGGGGCUGUGUGAACUACUUCAACUCCGUUCUGCCUUUCCUGUCUGCUGUGAAGCAAGGGUUCAUGGGAGAGGGAGUUAUGGUUCAGAUGCAGAGUCCCGCUGGAGUGGAGGGAUUCUGCACAAACUAUGACUCCUGUAAAGCGGCUUAUCCCGAUGCAAUGAACAACUGGGACUCAUUUUUCCAGGGCCUGAAAGACGCGACCACAUCUCCUCUGCCCGACAACGAGAAGAAGGAUGCCAUCUUGGGACUGUACUGGAAAGCUCAGACCUCCUCCACCGCUGCCGCUUCUGCCUGCCAUGAAAAGUUAAACUCUUACUCUGGUGUAGAGAAAGCUUUUGCUAACAGUUGGUUAAAUGCCGGAGAAUAUGUGGCUGCUGCUCAUUUUCAGUCCAAUUUGGAGCUGGCGUCACAGUUCAUGUCUCCUCUGCCCGGACGCAUUCUCAGGGAAGACGACGUCCCUCCAAACAUUCCUGACCUGACCACAGAGGAAAACCACUCCCUCUACAUCUUCUCCUGGAUGAAGAGCAUCGACAACUUUCUGGGGGGCACUCUUGCGAACAUGUGGCGCAAGGCCAUGUGUUCUGUGACAACUCGAGAAAGCGGACGAGAGAUGCUCAGACAGCUCCUGUUCAACCCUGAGUACGCCACCUCCAGCUUUCUGUCCAUUGUCACCUCCAUGUCAACCAGCUGUGGCUGAACCAGAACUGACCCAGGACUAAGACCAGGACUAAACCAAGACUAAGAACAGAGCUAAACCAGCUUCCUCUCCAUCAUCCACCAGCUUUGGGUCUUAGGCCUGGACCAGAACUAAAUCAGGACUGGACCAGGACUAGACAUAUUUUUUGUUACAAUUUGGUAUAUACAUACAUAUAUAUAUCCCCCUGGGACUGGAUCAGGACUAGACCAGACCAGAGUUAGAACUAAAGUAGCUUAUGCCUACUUUGUUUACUGUAAAUCAAGACUAAACUCUAACUAAACCAGGCCAAAAUCAGCACAAUUCACUUUCAACAAUAUUUUUCUGUAUAGACCUCAAACUAGACUUGGAAAUAUUUAGAUUUGUUUCUGCGAUAUUAGUUUUUGAAAUACGCAACGCUUGUUUCAAAUAUAUAUUUAUAUAUAUAUAUAUACUGCCUUCUAGUGGUCAUCUGUUGAACGGUAUCUUCAAUAAACUUUUUUUUUACUUC
Boleophthalmus pectinirostris (great blue-spotted mudskipper) is the source of this 2399-nucleotide messenger RNA. Its product is annotated as protein LEG1 homolog. The transcript is spliced from 8 exons. The coding region runs from base 833 to 1912 and encodes 359 amino acids. The record is from RefSeq and is a predicted model, not a curated record. Lineage: Eukaryota; Metazoa; Chordata; Actinopteri; Gobiiformes; Gobiidae.